This is a messenger RNA of Capsella rubella, 1973 nucleotides long. RefSeq lists its product as uncharacterized. The coding region runs from base 239 to 1843 and encodes 534 amino acids. The record is from RefSeq and is a predicted model, not a curated record. The transcript has 4 exons. Gene Ontology annotation, molecular function: acetylglucosaminyltransferase activity. Lineage: Eukaryota; Viridiplantae; Streptophyta; Magnoliopsida; Brassicales; Brassicaceae.
CAUCUCUCUCUCUCUCGCUUCCCCAUCACAGAGAAGCUCAACAAAAAAAAAAAUUAGAAAAAGAUAAAAGCUUUGUCUUUGCCUUUAUUUUCUCGAGUUUUCCCUCGAUUUCUCUGGAGGCAUCAACAGUCUCAUUCUCAUUGAUCUUUCCUUUUUUUCGUUGCAAGAAAGAUCCAUUUUUUUCGAUUUUGGAUCUUUUUCUUCUGUAAUUUGGGUGUGUGGGUGACAAAAUUUUUGGAUGAAAGGUAACCAGAAAGAUUCGUCGGAGAAACCAAUAUGGGAUCGAAGCUCAUCGAGUGCUUCCAUACCCGGAAUGUGGUCUUUAACCCGACCCGGUCCAAAACUUAUGGUUUGGCUUAUCUGUUUCAUUGUCUUCACUUACAUUAUCUACAUGCUUAAGCUCGUCUCCACCUCACGCUCCUGCGACGAUUCCACUCCUUUCAACACCGUCUCUGCUCUCUCCACCAACGUUUCCUCCAACGCCUCUUCUUUACCUUUACCCUCCUCCUCUUCCGUAGCUUCACGACGGCGCGAAUGGGAGGAGAAAGAAGACACGGAGGUUGAUGAGCCGACGGAUCUUAACCACGUUGUGUUCGGGAUCGCUGCCUCGUCUAAGCUAUGGAAACAGAGGAAAGAGUAUAUCAAGAUCUGGUAUAAACCAAAACACAUGCGUGGCUACGUUUGGUUGGAUAAAGAGGUGAAGAAGAGCCUUAGUGAUGAUGAUAUUGGUGCUGAUGACGACGAAAAGCUUCUUCCUCCGAUUAAAAUCUCCGCCGGAACUGCGUCGUUUCCGUACACUAACAAGCAAGGACAACGCUCGGCGUUACGGAUCUCGAGGAUUGUGUCUGAAAUGCUGCGUUUAGGUCCCAAGAAUGUGAGGUGGUUCGUGAUGGGUGAUGAUGAUACGGUGUUUGUCACGGAUAAUCUGAUAAGGGUGCUGAGGAAGUACGACCAUGAGCAGAUGUAUUACAUUGGGAGCUUGUCGGAAUCUCAUUUACAGAACAUUUUUUUCUCGUAUGGGAUGGCUUAUGGUGGAGGUGGGUUUGCUAUUAGCUAUCCAUUGGCUAAGGCUUUGAGUAAGAUGCAAGAUCGGUGUAUACAGAGGUAUCCUGCAUUGUAUGGUUCAGAUGAUCGCAUGCAAGCUUGUAUGGCUGAACUUGGUGUUCCACUCACUAAAGAACUUGGCUUUCACCAGUAUGACGUUUACGGGAACCUCUUCGGCCUCCUUGCUGCACAUCCAGUAACACCAUUCGUCUCAAUGCAUCACCUGGACGUGGUGGAACCGAUUUUCCCGAACACGACACGGGUUCGAGCUCUAAAGAAGUUAAAAGAACCUAUGAAGCUCGACUCGGCAGGGCUUCUACAGCAGUCAAUAUGCUAUGAUAAGCACAAGAGCUGGACUGUCUCGGUAUCGUGGGGAUACGCGGUUCAAAUCUUCCGCGGGAUAUUCUCUCCCCGGGAAAUGGAAAUGCCUUCUAGAACCUUUUUGAAUUGGUACAAACGGGCGGAUUACACUGCUUAUGCAUUCAACACCAGGCCGGUUAGUCGUAACCCGUGCCAAAAGCCGUUUGUGUUUUACAUGUCGAGCACGAAAUUCGACAAGCAGCUGAACACGACGGUUAGUGAAUACACGAUACACCGCGUUUCGCAUCCGUCUUGUAGGUGGAAGAUGACUAAUCCAGCUGAGAUUAAUACCAUUGUCGUCUACAAGAAACCAGACCCUCAUCUAUGGGAAAGGUCACCUAGGAGGAACUGUUGCAGAGUGUUACAAACAAAGAGGAAUAAUACCUUAUGGAUCAAUGUUGGUGUAUGUAGAGCAGGUGAAGUUACUGAACUUAAGUAAUUUUUUUAUAAAUACUAUAGUUUUUGUAUUAAUUUUGGUUUUUUUGAAAGGGAAGAAAAAUUAGAGUUUUUAGGCUGCUUUUUUAGCCCUCGUAAUUUCUUGCCACGUUAUUUAAAUUUUUAUUCUUUGA